Messenger RNA from Osmerus eperlanus (European smelt), 3599 nucleotides. It is a transcript of the gene gphnb, whose product is annotated as gephyrin b. The record is from RefSeq and is a predicted model, not a curated record. NCBI's taxonomy places the organism in Eukaryota, Metazoa, Chordata, Actinopteri, Osmeriformes, Osmeridae. The coding region runs from base 60 to 2462 and encodes 800 amino acids. Gene Ontology annotation, biological process: molybdenum incorporation into molybdenum-molybdopterin complex; postsynaptic neurotransmitter receptor diffusion trapping; gamma-aminobutyric acid receptor clustering. Gene Ontology annotation, cellular component: cytosol; postsynaptic specialization; cytoplasm. The transcript has 25 exons. Gene Ontology annotation, molecular function: molybdopterin molybdotransferase activity.
AUGCGAUCGGCUCUUGACUCAGCCGUGAGUUCUCAGUGCGGGCGACAGCGCUGCUGAACAUGGCGUCAGACGGGAUGAUUUUAACGAACCACGACCACCAAAUCCGGGUCGGAGUCUUGACAGUGAGUGACAGCUGUUUUCGGAACCUGGCUGAGGACCGCAGUGGAAUCAAUCUCAAAGAUCUUGUGCACGACCCCUCACUGCUGGGGGGUAUGAUCACAGCCUAUAAGAUCGUGCCAGAUGAAAUAGAUGAGAUCAAGGAGACUCUUGUGGACUGGUGCGAUGAGAAGGAACUGAAUCUCAUCCUCACCACUGGGGGGACUGGCUUUGCUCCCCGUGAUGUCACACCCGAGGCCACUAAGGAGGUGAUAGAGCGUGAGGCUCCGGGGAUGUCCCUGGCUAUGUUGAUGGGCUCCCUCAACGUCACACCACUGGGCAUGCUCUCCAGACCUGUCUGCGGCAUCCGAGGGAAGACGCUGAUCAUCAACCUGCCAGGCAGCAAGAAGGGUUCCCAGGAAUGUUUCCAGUUCAUCCUGCCUGCUCUGCCUCACGCCAUCGACCUGCUGCGCGAUGCUGUGGUGAAGGUGAAGGAGGCGGCCGAUGAGCUGGAGGACCUCCCCUCGCCCCCACCGCCGCUGUCGCCGCCGCCCAACAGCUCGCCGCGCCGCCAGACGGAGGACAAGGGCGUGCAGUGCGAGGACGAGGACGAGGAGAAGAAGGACAGUGGCGUGGCCUCCACGGAGGACAGCUCCUCCUCCCACAUCACCGCCGCCUCCAUCGCUGCCAAGAUCCCAGAUGCCAUAAUCUCUCGAGGCGUGCAGGCGCUGCCCAGGGACACGGCCUCCCUGAGCACCACGCCCUCCGAGUCGCCCCGGGCCCAGGCCACCUCGCGCCUCUCCACUGCCUCCUGCCCCACGCCCAAAGCGCGACUCCCCUCCUGUUCAUCCACCCUAAGCAUUGCUGAGGCCUCACGGAGAGAAUUCAGGGCUCACCUGGAUGAGGUCAUCACGCUCAAGUCAAGGUACUCUACCUUGGACCAGCUCCAGUGUAGGUUGGAGGGGCUUAAAGAUGAUCGCAGGAGCCAUAGGACCUUCAGCUCUCGAGUGCAGUCACGAUGCAGCAGCAAAGAAAAUAUCCUAAGAUCAAGUCACAGUGCGGUGGACAUCACCAAGGUGGCACGAAGGCACCGCAUGUCUCCAUUCCCCCUCACCUCCAUGGACAAGGCCUUCAUCACUGUGCUGGAGAUGACUGCCGUCCUGGGCACCGAAAUCAUCAACUACAGAGAUGGGAUGGGUCGAGUCCUUGCUCAGGAUGUAUAUGCCAAAGACAACCUGCCACCCUUCCCUGCCUCUGUCAAGGAUGGUUAUGCUGUGAGAGCGGCUGACGGCCCUGGCGACCGCUUCAUCAUCGGAGAGUCCCAGGCUGGAGAGCAGCCAACCCACACGGUGAUGCCCGGUCAGGUCAUGAGGGUGACGACAGGUGCUCCCAUCCCGUGCGGGGCCGAUGCUGUGGUGCAGGUGGAGGACACGGAGCUGCUACGCGAAUCUGAGGACGGUACGGAAGAGCUGGAGGUGCGGAUCCUUGUGCAGGCUCGCCCCGGUCAGGACAUCAGGCCUAUAGGUCAUGACAUCAAGCGGGGUGAGUGUGUCUUGGCCAAGGGGACCCACAUGGGCCCCUCGGAGAUCGGUCUGCUCGCCACGGUCGGCGUCACUGAGGUGGAGGUUCAGAAGUUCCCUGUAGUAGCCGUCAUGUCCACAGGCAAUGAGCUGCUGAACCCGGAGGACGACCUCCACCCUGGGAAGAUCAGAGACAGCAACCGCUCCACUCUCCUGGCCACCAUCCAGGAGCAUGGCUAUCCCACCAUCAACCUAGGCAUCGUUGGAGACAAGUAUGACAACCCUGAUGACCUCCUCAAUGCCCUUAACGAGGGGAUCAGCCGUGCUGAUGUCAUCAUAACCUCAGGAGGUGUGUCCAUGGGAGAGAAGGACUACCUGAAGCAGGUGCUGGAUAUAGAUCUUCAUGCUCAGAUCCACUUUGGACGCGUCUUUAUGAAACCAGGUCUCCCAACAACAUUUGCAACCUUGGACAUGGAUGGUGCUCGGAAACUUAUCUUUGCCCUCCCAGGUAGUAACCCUGUGUCCGCUGUUGUGACAUGUAACCUCUUUGUCAUCCCUGCCUUGAGGAAGAUGCAAGGGAUUCUGGACCCACGGCCAACUAUUAUUAAAGCUAGGUUGUCGUGCGAUGUGAAGCUGGACCCUCGCCCUGAAUACCACCGCUGCAUUCUGACCUGGCAUCACCAGGAGCCUCUGCCAUGGGCACAAAGCACAGGGAACCAAGUGAGCAGCCGACUGAUGAGCAUGCGCAGUGCCAAUGGGCUCCUGAUGCUACCUCCAAAAACAGAGCAAUAUGUGGAGCUGCACAAGGGAGAGGUGGUGGACGUCAUGGUCAUCGGCCGGCUAUGAUGUCAUCAAAGGGAGACCAAGAGUUGGCUUCUUAUAGAGAGGGUCGGAAUGGGUGGUUCACGGUGCAUGUCCACAUAUCAUUGACUAUUCUGUAAUAUGCAAUGGCACAGCUAGUUUUUAUUGAUUUGGAUAAAGUCGAGGUAUAGUCAACAUCAUGAUCACAACCUAGAUACAAAAUAAAUUUAAAAUAAUUUAUUUAAAAAUAUUAUAGUAUUUCAAACAAAGAAAAUAUAACUUUUAAAGAAAAAAAUCGAAUUACAAAAAGAGAUUUAUUCUGUAAUAUAUUAUUAUGAUUCUUCUUCUUAUUAUUAUGAUUCUUCUUCUCCUUAUCAUUAUUAAAUUAAGGCUUUGUUCCUUUCAUUGCAAUUGCUUUGUGUGUUCAAUGCUAGACCUUAUCUAUAGCAGUAGCAUUUUAAUAGAGAGCUGUAGGUGCCUGCCAGGACAAAAAAAAGAUUAUACUUUUUCUCAGCUUUAGUGGAAAAAAUAAUCUGUUUUUUUGAAUAUGAAGAAAACAUUGAGGAAGACUCCAGAUUCCCACGGUGCUCAGUUAGAAGUAAGAGGGGGCAUAUCUAGGCCUCUUCCCCUUUGAGGUGACACUUCUAUUUUUCUCUCAUUAGUAUGCAUCAUAAUGGCUUCACAAAGAGCUUUGCUUGUUGUUUAUCUUGUGAGUCUUGUUUAUGUGCGCAGUGCCAAAAGCCUGGGCAGGGACGUGGUGGUGCUGGGAGAGGGGGCACACCCCACCCUGCCCAGACCCGGAAGCUUCCUUCUAUUCACCUGAUCAGGUGUAGCUCCGCCCCAACCUCCCAGGGGGGCGUGGCCGUUAAAACAAUAUUUUAUUUGAUCAAUUAUGAAAAAAGAAAGAAAAGAAACAGCUUCUUUAAGUGCUGACUGCCUUUUUAACCAACUUCACAAAAAAUGUACAGAAAAAAAUAAUAAGAACCAUAUUGUACAGAUAUAUGUGACCAGCACUCCUAAGUAAAUUAUUAAGCAAUGAGGAGACAUUGAACAACGCUGUACUAUAACAUUUUGUGUAAUGAUAUGAAACUAAUGAAAGAUACUAAGAUAAUAAAUCCCUUGAUCAUUAUGUAAAAAAAUGGUUCUUGUUGGGUUUCCUUUUUUAAUAAAAUGUAUCCAAAG